Messenger RNA from Microthlaspi erraticum, 4386 nucleotides. The record is from the annotation of a GenBank genome assembly. Lineage: Eukaryota; Viridiplantae; Streptophyta; Magnoliopsida; Brassicales; Brassicaceae.
AUGCCGUUGACCAGGUAUCAGGCUCGGAACGAGUACGGAUUAGCAGAUCCGGAUCUGUACCAAGCCGCCGAUAAAGAUGACCCUGAAGCUCUGCUCGAAGGUGUCGCCAUGGCUGGUCUCGUUGGUCUUUUGCGUCAACUCGGUGAUCUCGCCGAGUUUGCUGCGGAGAUGUUCCAUGACUUGCACGAGGAAGUAAUGGCAACAGCUUCUAGAAGCCACGGUCUCAUGGCUCGUGUGCAACAGCUCGAAGCUGAGUUCCCUUUCGUAGAGAAGGCAUUGCUCUGCCAGACCGAUCAUUCACCAUUUUUCUCCAAUAAAGGUGAGGAAUGGCAUCCGAAUCUACAAAUGGAACAGAGUGUGGUUACGCGUGGUGACUUACCGCGCUGUGUUAUGGAUUCUUAUGAGGAAUGUCGAGGUCCUCCAAGGCUAUUUCUUCUGGAUAAGUUUGAUAUUUCGGGAGCUGGGGCAUGCUUGAAACGUUACACUGAUCCGUCAUUUGUUAGGCUCGAAACAUCUUCGUACGAAGCAUCGUGGGAUGAUACUCAGAGAGAGAAGAAAUCACAGAAAGCAAAGAGGAGAGCAUCUCAUUGGAGGAAUGGAGGAACUCCAGAAAAUACAUCACAUUCCAAAUUGCAUGAAUUAUUUUUGGAGGAGCAUUUAGAGGCUCAUCAGUCAGAUCCAGCGAGAGUUGUGAAGUUGAAAACUAGAAAGCUAGAUGGUUAUUCCCUUAUUUCAAAGUCAGGGGAAAGCUACAUGGGGAAAUUUGUGCAGACCUCUGUCACUAACAAAACAGGUUAUGAGAUAACUACCACAGACCCUGAAUUGUUGACAUGGAAUAUGGACAGUGCCAAGGACGUAGUUACGGAUAUAACGGAAGUUAGUAUGCCGCGUGCUUUGGAGAAGUCUCACGGAAUAAGCAGAGCAGAGGUUUCAUUGCCAAACGGGCAGGAGAAUGCGGCAAAUGUUAACUUAAAUGUUGGUUUUAUUGAAAAAGACAUAGAGACAGUGCCUGAAUCUACUCGCGAUGAGGUCCCUGGUACAGCUAUUACAAAGGAUUCACAGAGUCAGUUGAAUGGAAAGCCAGGAUUUCUUGAAUAUAGGAGUUAUUCUGAAGAUUUGACCAGUGAAGCUGAUAAUUAUGUGGAUGCUCAAGCCACGAUGGAGUCAGAAACAGAAACAGACAGUGAGUGCAAGCCUAAGAAUACAUCAGAUGCUUUGAAAGAUGAGAGAAUGGAGGAACCAACUCAGUUUUCAUUUGUUCACUCAACUGGAAACACACCGGUGUCAGAAAAUGGGCAACGCUCGGUUGGGAAACGGAGCGCUAGUUUUUCUUACUCGGAUUCUGCUAGCAUGUCCAUAGAUGACCAAUCUGAUGGAGAGAAAUUUUCUGGAAGUUUUGGGAAACGGAGUGCUGCUUCUAGCUUUAAGAGUGAGCUGGUGGAUUCCAUGUCUCACGUUACUCCUGAAGCCAACAAAGUGUCUCAUGAUAUUGAAGUUCAGGAAUCAGUUAGUAGCAGCAAUGCAGAUCGUCAGGCAUCAUUUAGUUCGAAUGAUACAUGUUCAAGUCCAGGGCCAGUCUCUCAGAACGCUGAAUCAUGUUCACUGGCUGUUCAGUCUUUGGCACCAGAAGUCGAUGAAAUUUCGCCAGAACUAGUUACACGUGAUAAAACUAAGGGAGGCAAUGAUGGAAGCGAAGUGGAUCCAAUAAAUACUUCAGGAUCUGGUGAGUCUUUUGAUGUUAAAAACUCGAACUUCCCUUCUGAAACUUCGUCAAUUAGUUCAACUUCUGAAGAAAGCAGACGUGAUACUACCACUGAGAAGAACUGUAUAGUUGAUUUUCCUUCAAUUUUAGGAAACUCAGGCACUAGCCCUCAAGUGGUUGGUGAUAGUCAAACAGGUGAACAGUUACCUGUUGCUGAAACUGAUAUUGAGACAAACUCUACAGUUGCUUGUUCUGAAGGUUUAGCAAACUCAGGCAGCGAUACUAAAAGCUGUGAUGGUAGUAGCCAAACAGGAAUACUGUUGCCAUGCUCAGCUGGGAUGGGGACGGAAGUUUCAUCUGAUAUGCCAUCUGAAGUCUGUGGCCCUAGUACAGUAGAUGAAACUCACGUGAAAGAUACUCUUGAUGAUGAAAUCGAUUGCGUUACAGUGACUAAUGCAGUUGCUGACGUCGAUUCUCAAAACUCAGUUGCUGACGACGAUUCUCAAAAUUCAGUUGCUGACGACGAUUCUCAAGCUUUAGAUGGUGAGAUCUCCAACGAAAAUUCAUGUGCCUUUGGCACUACUGCUGAAGACACACUGGAGAAUGGAAUGUCCAUGCCUGCUGAAGUUGAUAGUAAGCUGACUUCUGAUUUUCAUUCAGGAGGAGAGAAAUUGGUGGGGGAUGCGUCACCUACUUGUAGCAACUUCGAUGAACAUACCUCUGAUAUACACUCCAGUAAUAUGCGUGAUGAAGACACACUAGAGAAUGGAAUGUCCUUUCCUGCUGAAGUUGAUAGUAAGAUGACUUCUGAUUUAAAUUCAGGAGGAGAGAAAUUAUUGGGAGAUGCUUCACCUACUUGUAGCAAAUCCGAUGAUCAUACCUCUGAUAUAGAUUCCAGUGAGAUGCGUGAUGAAGGCUUUCAUGACCUUCCAGAGCUGGACAACGCAGCCACAGACAUUGUCCCGAAUGUGGAGCUUGCUGUGUCUGAUGAUGACGCUGAAACUUCCAGUGGUGAUGUUAACCAUGCAGCUAGGCUGACGUCUACUAGUAUGAUAGGUGCUCUGCCUUGGAUUUCGACCAAUACUUCUCGAUCGUCUUCAAAAGCAGGAGAGAUUUGCGAUGAUACAGUUGUGGAGUCCGACGUGACACUACCAGCAGAAAAUAAUUCAGAGUCAGAGCAAAAACUGCAGAAAAGCCCAUCAGAAGUGUCUUCAGAAGGUCUAGGCACUGCCCUGGAGAACAAUGACCUGGGAGAUUGUGAAUCUUUAGGUCUCAUGACAUCUCUGGAUCAAAGCGACAGAGACACAGAAACCGAAUCUCCUAGUAAGAGCAUUCUUGUUGAUAAUUGCGUAGAUAAUUCACCAGUGAAUAAUCUGAACAUCUUGGAGAGUGUGACUACAGAGCAGCCACUUGAAAUGCAAACACCUUGUGCAAGCCAUGCAUCUGGAGAUGGAGAUGAGGAACUGCUGCAGUCAAGUGUUUCCGAGGGCUUCGAGUUUUUACCACUAUCAGCAGGCUUGGAAUUUGUACCACAAUCAGAAGGUGUAGAAUUGAACAGUCCUGAGGAAGAGUUGAAUAUGGAUUCUACUUUUCCCAGCUUUGGUUUGAUCCCUGAGGCUACUCCACCAAAUCAGGAGGACAUGCCUCCGCUGCCUCCCCUUCCUCCUAUGCAAUGGCUUAUGGGGAAGGUUCCACAUCCUUUUGGUUCUAAUUCUCUUAGUCCUACCUUCAUGGGAGAAUCAGUGGAAACCAGUAUUUCUGCUCCGGCGGCACCACCACCCAUUGGUUCUAGCUUGUAUGUUCCAUUUGAGACUACACCACCAGACCUGUCUGCAUCUCUAGGAAGUGAAAAAUCAGAAGAACUUCCUGGAGAGUUUGUGAACAAUGCAUCAGAAAAGUCGUUGCAAUCAUCCCCAGUCAUUGGCAAUGAUUUGAAUAGUCACGACAGUUUUGGCUCUCAGAAAACUGAGUCACCGAAUCUUUCUGCUGAGCUCCAUACAACACCUAAUCAGGAGCGUAUAGAGGAUUUGGGUUCUGAAGAUGACAAUCUUUUGGCUGACCAGGCAGCUCAGAACCACGAGCUCGUUUAUUCACAAGGCUCGUCAUUGCAGCCGUCUCAGGGUGCAUCAGCGAUAUGCGAAGAAGAUUCCAAGGACGACACAGAUGAACAUGCUUUGACGCCAACUCAAUCAACAAAGGUAGAAGAUAAUGGUCACUAUGUUCCUGAUGCCUCAAAUGCAGAAACAGCAGAACCAUCUACCUCGUCGGUUCAGAAGACAAUUCCUGUGUCAGUGGGAGAUGCUCUGUGGCCUGUCAGAUCAUUCACUGUUGCACCUACCUUGGACGCAAAUAAGCCAGAAGAGCUCCCUAUGGUUAAGCAUCCUCGGCCAAGAAGCCCGCUUGUUGAUGCCUUUGCAGCUCAUGACAGACGCACAAUGAAGAAAGUCUCUGAGAGAGUCCAACCACCAAUCAAAUCAAAGGAAGAUGACAAAGAUUCAUUGCUUGCACAAAUACGAAACAAGUCCAUUAAUCUGAAGCCUGCAGUAGCGACACGGCCCAGCAUCCACACUGGUCCUAAAACGAACUUAAGGGUAGCUGCAAUCUUAGAGAAAGCUAACACAAUACGCCAGGCAAUGGCUGGAAGCGACGAGGACGAAGAUUCAGAUAGUUGGAGUGACUCUUGA